Molecule: messenger RNA, 222 nt
Organism: Penicillium psychrosexuale
Lineage: Eukaryota; Fungi; Ascomycota; Eurotiomycetes; Eurotiales; Aspergillaceae
Exons: 2
Coding region: 1-222 (73 amino acids)
Source: RefSeq, a predicted model, not a curated record
AUGAAAGACUUGCAACGCGUUCUCCAAGGAAAGUCACUGGUCACCAUCUUUUCCACGUCCUGUUACUCGGGAGGUUGGCUUAUGAAUGUGACCGGUAUUACAGCAGCAGGUGAAGACACAGAGUCUUCAUCCCAAAUGAACACUCGAAAUCCCAUGGACAUGAGGGAAAAAAUGUACCACCCGACGUAUAUACAGCUAGCAGAUUCUGUGUAUUCAUUCUAA